CCGCCUCACCAACAUCGCACACACACGCCCAUAUCCACCCCCAAAACCACGCCCACCGAUUCCCGCACCCACCGAUUCCCGCACCCACCGAUUCCCGCACCCACCGAUUCCCGCACCCACCGAUUCCCGCACCCACCAACCCAAAACAACCACCGCCGCACCUUCUCCCUCCUCCCAACCUUGAACCUCAACGCCCUCGACCUCACCAAACUCUCACACAUCGAUCUCACCGACCCCAGCAACAACGGCGAAGCGCUGGACACGCUGAACGAGGUCCUGGACACGCUGCCCCUGGCAAUCGAGUUCUGGGCCCUGAACCGCACCGCCGGGGUUGUGGGGAUGAGUCUUGAUAUGGGACUGGCGGAGUUAGCGGAUGUUGGGCUGGUGAGCUUUGGAAAGCAGGGGCUGAGGACCGGGUCGCGAGGGAGGAAUGCCAAGGUGCAUGUUGAUGUUACUAUUACUGGGCUUGUGGAUUGGGAUCUAAUAGGAUCUGCUCAUUGA
Aspergillus aculeatinus CBS 121060 is the source of this 501-nucleotide messenger RNA. RefSeq lists its product as uncharacterized. The annotation marks the transcript as partial. NCBI's taxonomy places the organism in Eukaryota, Fungi, Ascomycota, Eurotiomycetes, Eurotiales, Aspergillaceae. The transcript has a single exon. The record is from RefSeq and is a predicted model, not a curated record.